AGCACUCUGAGCCCGGGCUGCUCUGAGAAGAAGCCGCACGUCCCAUUCUCACGACACACAUAUACAAACACACACGUGAACGAGCGCGCGUGCACGCCGGUAACCAGCAGACCCAGUCGUUCAGCUGCUCGGGAACAUUCCUGUCCAACAGAAACUACGAGAAACACACCGGAGCUGCUUUUUAUCGCAUUUUACCGGCUGUCCGGGGAGCGUCACUCCUCCUGCCGAGCCUCUCAAACUUUUCCCGGUAAAUAGAGCGCGGAGAGGCGGGCAGCAGGAGCCGCAGCCCGGGGGUCAGCGGAGACAUGGGAGACUCUCACUGAACCCGACACGGAAACACCAUCAUGGCUGUGGACGCGGCGGCCAGUUUCAGUUUCGUCAGGCCGGCUGUGGAGUACAGAGCUCUGCCCGAGGACUUCAAGCACCAGCUGAGUCGACGCACAGGCGGGAAUCUAACCUGGCACGAUGGCCGCGGGCAGAAGUCAGCAGGAGGUCGAGCGGUGAAGCUUCUGCAGCAGCCGGGCACCGGGGCCCUGCAGUACCGCUCCAGUGAUAAUUAUGGGAUUUAUCACACGAGCCCGACGCAGCCCAGCCUCAUCCGGCCGGUGGUGAUGUGGUCGCAGCAGGAUGUGUGCAAAUGGCUGAAGAAGCACUGUCCUCACAACUACCUGACCUACGUGGAGGCGUUCUCUCAGCACGCCAUCACAGGCCGAGCGCUGCUGCGUCUGAACGCGGAGAAGCUGCAGAGGAUGGGUCUGGUGCAGGAGACGCUGCGGCAGGAGCUGCUGCAGCAGGUGUUGCAGCUGCAGGUGCAGGAGGAGGGCCGCAACCUGCAGCUGCUCAGCAGAGCGCAGGGAACCUUUGGAAGGAUAUCGUAGCCACAUUCCUGGAAAAGGUGGAUUAUGUGGAAUUAUGGGAUAUUUUUUUGACCCAGAUGAACUCUAAUGUGAAUCAGAUGUGGAAUAAAUCCGUCCAGCGAUCAGAGAUCCGCAGACGAGAGGAAAUCUCACCUAAUCUCUACGGACUGAACUGAACUGUGACGACACCAGACAAUCUGCUUUAUCAAAUAUGAUCUCUAAUGUGUGAUUUCUCUCUCUCUCUCUCUCUCUCUCUCUCUCUCUCUCUCUCUCUCUCUCUCUCUCUCUC
Trematomus bernacchii (emerald rockcod) is the source of this 1146-nucleotide messenger RNA. RefSeq names its product sterile alpha motif domain containing 10a (gene samd10a). Bases 345 to 878 code for a protein of 177 amino acids. Gene Ontology annotation, biological process: cell surface receptor protein tyrosine kinase signaling pathway. Lineage: Eukaryota; Metazoa; Chordata; Actinopteri; Perciformes; Nototheniidae. Gene Ontology annotation, cellular component: cytoplasmic side of plasma membrane. Gene Ontology annotation, molecular function: protein binding. The record is from RefSeq and is a predicted model, not a curated record. The transcript has 5 exons.